GAAAAGGGCACGUUGCAUGGGGCAAGGAAGAAGAAUAGGUAUAUCGAGAAAUACGAUAUCCACGAGUUGCUUUACGACUACACCGUGGCGGAAAAUUUCCUAAAGGAACUCAGGGUGGACAAAAAAGUCAUUUGGGACUACGAUUUGGUCAAAAGAGAAUUGAGGGCCCUCAUUAAGAGUACCGGGUACCCAAACAAUAUUACUAUAGAGUUUCCUUUGGAGAAUGAUCGGAUUGUCGUUAGGUCACACAGGACGAUGGCUAAAGUGUGGAGGCAUCCGGUGACCAUGCUCUGUGCUUCAUCACCUGCACUUGUCUGGCCGGCUUUCUGAAUAAAGUGCUGAGCCAUCUGGUGGCCUAUGCUAUGUGCUUCUUCGUCUGCAUUUGUCUGAUCGGCUUUCUCGUGGAGUAUUUUGCGGCCAAGCGGUGGCGGAACAAGCUGAAAAGUGACUUUGUUAUUUCAACUUCUCCCAAAGACUUUGCUGAUCAUAGCUCAGCGUUGAUUUUUAACGAAUUGCCGUCACAAUAUCGUACAUAUCACUAUGUUGCUAUUGAGGAAAAGUUAUUUUGGCCAUCCUAAACGCGAUUGUUUUCAAUUAAGUGGCAGUGUUCUUAUUUGGCCUGUAUUCGCAAAAAUACUUGUAUGUUUUGAGAUGAAUUAAUAGUCAUGGAUGGGGAUGUAUGCCGAAUGCUCCUACGCCCUGCACCUUUGUUGUAAUUUUAUUAAAAAACAUUAGGC
Molecule: messenger RNA, 737 nt
Organism: Kickxella alabastrina
Lineage: Eukaryota; Fungi; Kickxellomycota; Kickxellomycetes; Kickxellales; Kickxellaceae
Exons: 2
Coding region: 363-578 (71 amino acids)
Source: RefSeq, a predicted model, not a curated record